Molecule: messenger RNA, 3263 nt
Organism: Aspergillus sclerotioniger CBS 115572
Lineage: Eukaryota; Fungi; Ascomycota; Eurotiomycetes; Eurotiales; Aspergillaceae
Exons: 9
Coding region: 85-3234 (1049 amino acids)
Source: RefSeq, a predicted model, not a curated record
ACCUCGUGGGGAACAGCACCACACUCUUGUCAUUGACCCUUACUAGUCCAUGGGAACUCCAUAGACGGAUCCGAAUUCGCAGGCAUGGCAGAUCAGCAGAGUAUUCGUCUGGGCCGCGAAGUGGAGCGCCUCGUUACUGCCCCAUAUGCGCCCUCACUUCAGGUCCUUCAGGGCUUGGUUGAGACUACAACAUCGAACUCAAUCCAGCUAUGGGCCUUUCACAAGCCGUGUCAGAUUGGGGCUCUUGUUGAUGUUCUCGUCGAUGGUCUAUCACGUUCUCGAUUCGCUCUGCCUCUUCUUAGAACAUUUGUCUUGAUACCGGCUGUUCGAAAUGUCUUACUGGAACGAUAUCCGUGCCUCCUCGACCAACUCCUCCAGACGGCUAUUGAAGAUAACCGGUUCGAGUACGCUUCUGUAUGCACUGCAAUCCUGUCUUCUCCUCUACCGCCUGACUUCCUGAUUCCCGCAUGUCUGGCGCCAUUUAUGGAGAAGUCAAUACGUGCAAUGGGAGAAAGUCCGUGUGCAGAAAGCAUUUUGCCUCUAAAUCAGAUCUGCAAUGGUAUCAGGAAUUCUCCGGGGAUUCUUCUCGAAAUCCCAUCUGAAACGAUGUCUAGCCUCCAGGUAGAGCUUACAAAAACUCUGCGCAACCUGAGCGAUCACAUGGGCAACAUUCUUUGUCUAGCCACUUUUGCACGUAUGGCAUCCUUGCAAGAUCUUAAUGCUGAAGAGGGGUGCGUGCGCUUUGUUCCGUCAUGGUUGCAAAAUGUCAACCAUUUCUUUGGACCCAAGCGGGGCCUGAAAACUCUAGAUCUCGUUUUUCUACGUGUGAUUCUUGCUUGCUCUGAUAGCUGCAACGACUUGACGGUGGAUCAGGCAGCAGAAAGUAUUCGUUUGGCCAUCGAGAUUUGUGAUAGGGUUGAGCAAGGGCAGAGGGAAUGCUGGAUCACGGCAAACUCUUCUAAAAUUGCGAAGUUACGAGAAAAGGUGACAAGGAACGGUAUUGACCGUAGUGUGCAAUUGCUGGGUGUAACAUUCUUGGCAUCUCUUGUCCCGGAUAUCGCACUCUCGCCCGAAAUAGCGCGAGUUGCUCUCGAAGGACUUUUAUCUGAAGACAGCACAUUUGUACUACAAGUUCUGCCAUCAGAUUACGUACCACGCCUUGUAGGGGCAAGUGUGUCUUGCCUAGGGCAAUCUGCGAUACGUAAUAUGUUGGAAUAUAUCGUCUCUACCUUGACUAAAGAAAAUUUGACGAGCUCUCAAAGCCCAUCUCAUGUCCAGGUGGCCAAGUGUUUAGUCGCAGGGCUGUGCAAUGCAGCCCUGGAAUCUUUCCCUUCUAUGAUAGUGGAACCUCUUGACCAGUGCAAGCAAUUUAUGGGGCAAAUCAUGAACAGUUUUCCGAGACAACCUUCCUGUUCACAAUGUAACGGCUCUCAAAUGUGCGAGGCUUCGCUUUCGCAACUGGAGAACGAGCUGAUCUACGACUUCUACUCCUUCUACAUUCACGCAUCUUUAUUACGAAACACAGCACACAAAUCAUCGCCUGAGAUAGAUUCCUUGCAAAUGUUUAUGGCUAGAUACAAGCAGUUACUGCCUGCGCCCAAGUGCUCUUUUUCGGAGAUUGAGCCAGUUCGAACUGUCAAAACAUUGCCGUCUCCGGAUGCCCGCGAGGGAUCUCAAGGGCUGGGUUCGAGGUCUGACUGGAGAAGUGUUAUAACAGAAACACUUAUGCUCAAUGCACGCAUGUCUAAUGACAACCUUCUACAUAAGAUAGGGGAGGUUUGUUACGAUCUGGAACAACGGUGCGAUAAUGUUGAAGUCCCGCUAAGGGCAGUCGAGCAAGAGCGUGACGCAGCCAUGCUCGAGACGCAGCAGGUAAAGAAUCAAAACAGCACACUGGGGUCACAAUUACAACAAGCAUCCGACACAAUCACCGCGCUUCAACUGGAUAUUUCCCGCUUAGAAACCCAUGCAGAAGCUGCAUUUAUUCGCGCGGAAGAGCUAUCGGCAACACUUGACGCAGCCCGGAAGGAUCUAGAGAUUCAGAAGCGUGAAUCCCAGGAUAUGGUGGCGAGCGAGAGGGAAAUGGCCCGAACUAGGGAGUUGGACUUGGUUGCAUCUAUAACUGAAAGGGAUGAUCAGCUGGAAGCAUUGCAAGAAGAGAUCACGGACCAGAAAGCUGAGACGAUGAACGUUCAGAAAGCGUUAGAUGAAAUCGCACGAGAGAAGUCAUCUCUACUCGAACAGAAUGCCUCUCUAAGUCAGGAUGUGAUGGGUGUUGAAGAAAAGUUGAAACAUUGCCAGAUCCUCCUAACGCGAAAGGAUGAAGACACGCAGAAGCUUCUGUCUGACAAGGACGACAAGGAGAGAGAAGUGGAAGCCCUACGGAUAAAGCUUGAUGAAGAGGUCUCAAAAUCCAACGGGUUGGCGUCUGCACUUGAAAAAGCUGAGGAAGACCUUCAACAAGAACGAGAAACCGUCAAAGAUUAUCGGACUCGGCUUUCGGUAGCAACUGCAAAGUACGCAAAACAAACGGAAGAAAUUUCCUCGCUACAGAUGACGAUGCAGGCAGCCGCAUCCGACGCCGCCAAGGAUCUGCAAACGAAGGAGAAGCGGAUACACCAACUAGAAAAGAAGGUGCAACAAUUACGGGAUGAACGAGCAGCAAAAGCCCGCGAGUUCUCCGAAGCCCAGCAACAUAUUGGACGACUCAUGAAUGUCAUGGGGUUUCGAGCUGAACCAGACUCGUCCAGACCUCCGAGCAAACCCAGCAGAACCAGGCCUUGUCAAACCACGACGACGCAGCAAACGCAGCCAGCGGGGGACGAAUUCCAGACCCAACCUGAGAACCAAGUGAGAGAUUCUUUUGGAACCAAUCUGUCCCCUCCUGGUAGCCGUAGUCCCAAAAGAUCGCGGGAGAGGGCUUUUCCUGGAGCUGAUUCAUCAUCGCAACAAAUGAUGACUGACAAAAGGUCCCGGGAUUCAACCCCCCGGCCGCGACGAACACCUCUCGAAGAUACCGACCAAAACAGCCAGCCGUACUCACAACGAGGCACUGCCUCGCCGCGCAGUGAAGGGGGUGCUUCUGCCAAAGACCGGGCUAGUGGCAGCCUUGAAGAGAACCAACUUCGCCAGAUCGACCUGGACAUGGAUCUGGAGUUUUCGAAAAAUUUUCUAUUUACCAGCACUUCUUUGUCCCCACCCAAUGACCACAUGCCCUUCUCAGAGAUGCAAUAGUGACACCAAGCAAACAUAUAAUACUAAGG